Molecule: messenger RNA, 837 nt
Organism: Dinoponera quadriceps
Lineage: Eukaryota; Metazoa; Arthropoda; Insecta; Hymenoptera; Formicidae
Product: probable RNA-binding protein EIF1AD
Exons: 2
Coding region: 141-617 (158 amino acids)
Biological process (GO): translational initiation
Cellular component (GO): nucleus
Molecular function (GO): RNA binding; translation initiation factor activity
Source: RefSeq, a predicted model, not a curated record
UUCACGUGAAUCACGGAAAUCACGACGUUAAUUUUGUGUCAUCGGUAUUUUUUCUUUUUUUCAAGCGCGGAAUCAAUCUUGUCUCGCGACGUUCAAGGAGAGAAUCACGAGAGCGAGGGAAGGUGGAUUAAAAUCGCGAUAUGUUUGGUUUAGUUUUGCAGGUCACGAUGUUUAAAGCAACGAAACGCAACAAGCACAUCAUUUACGACGAUCUGAGUGUACCCACGGAUUCUCAAUGCAUCGUACGAAUCCUCAAGCCGAGCGGCAGUCGUCUCUACGAAGUCAUCAGUCCCAGUGGAGAACAGUACCUUGUCUCGAUGCCUAACAGAUAUCGGAGAAUGAUUUGGGUGAAGAGGGGUGAUUACGUCUUGACCGAUCCCAUCAAGGAGGGCGAUAAGGUCAAGGGCGAAAUUAUUAAAAGACUUACGGAGAAUAACAUAAAAAGCUAUCGCGCACAAAAUUGCUGGCCGUCGGAAUUUGAUAAGAAUCCAGAAGGGAACGUCAACUUGAUAACGGAGGAUGAUACAAGGGAAGACGAUGAUGGGGAUCUUUUCGUGAAUACGAACAGGGAAAGGCAACGAAGCAAUCAAGAGACAGACGACAGUGAGAGUGAUUAAAGUUCUAGUGACACUAAUUAACGUCGUAUUCCGUUUUAAAGAGAAAAAUAGUCUUCUUUUAUAUAUUAAUAUAAAUAUAAAGGCUCAUAUACAGAAGUUUGUAUAUAUUGCAAUUCAUAUAUAUGAAUAGUAUAUAUGUAAUAAGUAUAAAUAGUUGAUGUGUCUCUUGAUAUCCUAGUUGAGCAGAUAUUGUAAAAACAGUCUUCUUUAUAUAUUUUUC